AAGUAAAUGGUGACAAACUAUUUAUUUGGGUUGGGUAAUAGUUUGUAAAUCCGCAAUAAAUAAUGUAAAAAAAUUUAAUAAUUUUUUUUUCAGUGCACUGUAUUAUUAUGAGAUGCUAAUUUAUUUUAAUUGUAUUAAACGUUUUAUCUGAGCUCUUAUUUUACUAUACAUGUUCUUUAAGUUACUUUUCAUGUUGAGGUGAAGAUGGAGCAGUGUGUGGGAGGGAUGUGGAAGUGAUGGAGGGAGAGAGACGGAGGGGGAGGAGAGCCACACACAGGCACACACACACUGCUGAUGUUCAACUCUCUCCUUCAUUCAUUUUCCUCCAGUCUGUGACUGACGUGACUUACAGCCGGCUGCAGAGCCUCAUCGGUGUGCAGUCAUGAUUCGGGUCUGUCCGCUGUGUAUUCUUUUGUUUGCGCUGCUCUUCAUGUGUAUGGACGCUCGUCCUGGAUCAUCAGGGCGCUCAAGACGUGCCCCUGCUGCCAAAGUGCGACUGGCAGGCAUUGGCCACCAAGAAAACGAGGGACGUGUCGAAGUCUUGCACAACGGGACAUGGGGAACUGUAUGUGACGACGAGGUCGACAUUAAACUGGCUAAUGUGGUUUGCAGAGAACUGGGAUUUCAAAGCGGCAUCACGUGGGCUCACAGUGCCAGAUACGGAGAAGGAGAGGGCCCCAUUUGGAUGGAUAAUGUGAGAUGUGAAGGAACGGAGAAAGCUCUGAGAGAUUGCAGGUCAAACGGAUGGGGCGUUCAUGACUGCAAACACUCGGAGGAUCUCGGGGUGGUCUGCAGUCCAGAGAGAAGGCUGGAUCAAACAUAUCCUGGAGUCUCCAGAAGAGGGCACACCAUCGCACUCAGACCAAACCCAGUCACGUCCAACCGCUGGCAGGACAUUUACUCCAACCCGAGGACACCUGCGCAUCUCAGACAGGGCAAUGGACACUCACAGGAUCAAACCAGAUGGGAUCAGUUAUCCAGACAGCAACUUCCUAAUCCGUCUGCCAGUCGGGUAAGGAUUGAAGAAGUCCGUCUCAAGCCAGUCCUCAUGGUUACAAAGCGCCGUGCCCUCAUCACUGAGGGUGUGGUGGAAGUAAAGCAUGCUGGGAGAUGGAGACAGGUGUGUGAUAAAGGCUGGAGUCUGAACAGCAGCAGAGUCGUGUGUGGGAUGCUUGGCUUUCCUGACGCGGAGCAGCCCAACAUGAACACCUACAAGAAAAUAUGGGAUAAAAAAGUCAAGGAUUCAACAACCAGAUUGAGUCAGAUGGCUAAGAAGAAGGGAUUCUGGGUUGAGAAACUUCAUUGUUUGGGCACAGAGCCCAGUCUGGCUGAGUGCCACACCCAGCUAUCAAUCCCUCGAAGCCCCGCCCCCUGCAAGAAUGGUCGCUAUGCUGUGGCCCGCUGUGUCCCAGGACCACAGUUUGCCCGUAUGUCCUCUGGCAGACCGCAGGCACCUCAUCCUGUCCAGCUGUCAGUGCGUCUGAAGGCAGGGCCGCGUCUGGGAGAAGGCCGAGUCGAGGUUCUGCGUGAGGGAAAGUGGGGAACCGUGGUUGACCACCUGUGGGACCGUAUUUCAGCCAGCGUGGUGUGCAGAGAGCUGGGCUUCGGCACUGCCAAAGAGGCUCUGACUGGAGCUUACAUGGGUCAAGGGACGGGACCGAUCCACAUGAACUCAGUGCGGUGCGCGGGCACAGAGCGCUCUAUUUUAGAUUGUUUCUUCCAGGACGUCCAGCCCUGGACCUUCAAACACAACCGGGACGCUUCUGUCAAGUGCUACGUUCCUAAGACGGGUGUGGAGAAUACGGUGCGUCUGGCGGGCGGCCGGGACCCAGCAGAGGGUCGCGUGGAAGUGCUCAUGGAGGACGGCGGUCGAAAACAUUGGGGGACGAUCUGCAGUGAGAACUGGGGAAUAAAUGAAGCCAUGGUGGUGUGCAGACAGCUGGGCUUUGGUUUCGCUGCUCGCGCCCAUCAGGAAACAUACUAUUGGCAAGGAGACCCAGCGGCAGAGGAAGUGGUGUUGAGUGGCGCUCAUUGUGUGGGAACAGAAAUGUCAAUCCAGCAGUGCCGUCGCAACAGUUAUGUCCACUGUCCUCGAGGAGGCGGAGCCAAAGCAGCGGGCGUCACCUGUUCCGAGACUGCACCUGACCUGGUUUUGGAUGCGCAGCUGGUUCAGGAGAGCUCUUAUCUGGAAGACCGGCCUCUGCAUCUGCUCACCUGUGCCCAUGAGGAGAAUUGUCUGUCCUCAUCUGCCAGCCGCAUGCAGUGGCCGUACGGGCAUCGCCGUCUGUUGCGCUUCUCCUCCCGGAUCAUGAAUCUGGGUAGAGCCGACUUCCGGCCACGGGCUUCAAGGGAGUCCUGGACCUGGCAUCAGUGCCACAGGCAUUAUCACAGCAUUGAAGUGUUUACGCAUUAUGAUCUGCUCACUCUCAAUGGGAGCCGAGUAGCAGAAGGACACAAAGCCAGUUUCUGUCUGGAAGACACCUACUGUCCUGAAGGACUUCAUAAACGCUUUUCAUGUUACAAUUAUGGCGAUCAAGGCAUUUCAGUAGGCUGCUGGGACACGUACAGACACGAUAUCGACUGCCAGUGGAUAGACAUCACUGACGUGAGGCCCGGAGACUACAUCAUGCAGGUUGAGGUAAAUCCAUCGCUGGACAUGGCUGAGUCAGACUUCAUGAACAACGUCAUGCGCUGUCGAUGUAAAUAUGAUGGACACAGAGUGUUUAUGUAUGGCUGCCAUGCAGGCGAUGCCUACAGCGCUGAAGUUGAGGAUUUAUUUGAACAUCAGCGUCAGAUCAGCAAUAACUUCAUCUGAGACUGAGGAACAGAGGUGAGAGGAGAGGAUUGUGGACAAUAAAUAUGGUGCAAGACAAAGAGAUUUCUCAGCUGAUCUCAGAACAGUCCACCAGAUGCUCCACCGAGUGGAAGCUAUAUAUAUAUAUAUAUAUACGUGUACACCAUCAAACUGUGCAAUUGAAUUACGUCUAGUAGAUUAACAAAUUAUUUAAUCAAAGGAACAUCGUUUAGAGGAUUAGUUCACCCCAAAAAUACUUAUUUACUUUCCUUUUUUAAUAAAAUACUGGUUGUUGCUUUCCAGCUGGUUGCAAUGCAAUGAAUCCAACCCUAGAUAUUUAAGAUUCAAAAAAGAUACAUAACAAGUCCUAAAAUAUGUGUAUUUUCACAGACAUCGAAUAUCUCUUUUUCACUUUUGAGAUGUAAAAUUAAUUAUAGCUUUAUUUUAAGUCAGUCUUUUCUUGAUCAUUUUGUGUCAGAAGACUUGGAAUAUACUUUUAUACACUGAAAAAACUGGUGCAUGAUUUACUUUCAGAUUUUGUAUUUACCAGCAGAAAUAUAUUACAAAAUGAGCUUUUGCACCAAGUAGUUAUAGGAACUAGCCACCGGUCCUCAAGAAAUUUCUCCUUUAAUCAUUUAGUUGCAUUAUUAGCAUCUUGAACAUGAGCUCUGAAAUAACACAUGCCAGCUGACAGUAGCAUUUAACUCAGUCAACUAGAGGAUGGCGGAUGCUGUGGUUUUAUUGUGUGUCGAUGGUUUCGUAAUUUCAGAGAUGAAUUGUUGACAUGAAAGUUAUGGGAUUAAAAAAAGCAGAAAGUAUUACUAAGAUUUCAAUAACAGAGAAAGCAUUUUUGUGUCUAAAAUGUGGGAUGCAGGGCAUUAGGAAUGGUAUUAAAAAAAGGUAUAAAGCCCAGGACACACUUAGCUGUCAAAGAACUAGCGGUGAUGAAAAUCAACUGUUAUCACUUUCCAUUUACUGUGUCUGGUUCCAUCUGGACCAAAAACUUGAACUUAGUUCUUCUAAAAGGCAUUCCUUCACCUAAAAUAUUUCCUAGUUCCUGUGGUGUGAUUUGUGCAAAGAUGCCAAAAAGUAUGUACUUUUGCCAAUAGUUCUAAGAACUAUGAAGGCUUUUGUCUGGUGUCAAAGCCUGUAAUGAUACAACAAUUAGCCCUUUGAAUUAACCAUGAACAUUUAAGUUUAAGUAUAGUUAACUUCCAGGUAGCAAAUAAUUCUGGCUCAAAUUUGGCAUAAAUCUGGCACUGGCAUACAGGAUGUGGGCCAAACAUGGCCCUGGUUUGACAGAGGUGGUACUGUCUUAAGGUGGCACACGAUAAUUGGCACAGAUGUAAAAUGUAGUAUUUGGCCCAGUUGGUAAUAAUUGAUAUGUGGGCCAUGUAAGUUUGGCCUAUCUUGACCCACAUUUAAAAUAUAUUUUUAUUAUUUUCUACUAAUCAGGUUGCUUUGAGAAAAAGCACACCCAAAGCAUGCCUAAAGCGCAAUGAUUCAUGGGUUUAUCAGUUUCAUUGGAGUCGUGAUACACCAACAUAUCUGGCCCAGUUCGGGCUCAGUUAUGGGUUAUUAACUUGGCUGACACUUGGCCCAGAUAUGGUCCAUGUUUGACCCUUGUCUGGAAGCCAGGCUUGGUCCAGUCAUGUACCAUAAUUCACUGCAGCAUGUGGGCCAAGCAAAAGCUGAAUGUGUGGGCCAGAGCUCGGCCAAAUAUAUCACCUUUUGUGUUUUACAAAAGAAAAAGAAGUAUAUUUUCAGGUGAACUGAUGAACUGUUCCUUUUAUUAUCCAUCGAGUAACUGAGGGUGUUUUCCCAACACUAAGCAUUGUUUGUGUUGUUCAGUAAGAUCCAAUGGAGAAAAUGAAAAAACUUCAUGAAAGAUGUUGUUCUUGCAUCUUUGUGUUCUCACAGCAUCAAUGGUUGUCAAACCAGGCCCAAAUGUAUAGUUUUCUUUUUUUUUUUGUACUUUUGGUUUGAAAAAAACAAACCACAAGAACGGAUCUACAAGUGUGAACAGCCAAAGUUCCUUGCAGCUGUUGUGAAGUGAUCAUCCUGUAAAACUGAAACAUUAUGCUAAAUUUGUAGCUUUUGAGACCAUGAGACUAGCAUUAGAAAAAAUCUAAUUCCUUACUGUAGUCUAUGUGUACCCAUAUAUUUAUUUCAUUAUGCUAUCCGUAUAAUGUUUAAUUUUCUAUUACAAGAUAGUCUGAACAACAUUUUACAGGAAAAUACAUUUAAGACGUUUUUAAUAUCACCAAUAUGGUCUAUUUUAUAUGAAAUCCAGAUGGAGUGUCUCUAAUUUUACUGUUUUUUUUAUGAAUACCUAAUUUCUUUUUAUACCCAAUUACUUUUAUUUAGAUUCAUGCACUUUAUUGAUGAACCAUCAGUAUUCCGGUACAAAUAUACUAACAUCUUUCAGCGCGUGCUUCUGAUAAUUUGUUUAUUAAAGUAUUUAUACUUGCUUUCCUUUUUUAAUAGACCUUUCUAUAUUUUAGGCGACUUUCCUGAAUCCUGAAGGAUGUUGUAAAUGCUGAAGAUUAAUUUAUUUUAAUACAUUGUAAAACAAAAUUUCUGGAUGAGAGUUUUAUUAGUUUGAUAAUUCAUAGUACUAUCAAUAAGUGCUUGCGAAAUGGUUGACUGCUUUUAUAUUCAUUUAACAGCAGUGGGUGAAUGGAGCUUGUUUUCUUAUAGUCUAGCGUGUACUUGAAGCUUUUUUCUUUUAACAUCUAUGAGUACAGUUUCGACUUAUGAAGUGAUGUUGAGAAUACCCUGUAUAAAGUGUAAAGCUCAUUGCAGCAUUUUAUGAUGAGCUAAAAUCUAGCUUGAACUCAUUUAUGGCCCAAAGCAUUACAUGUAUCCCUAAAGUAGCGAAACCUUUUGUCUAUAUAUAUUAAAAAAAAAGACACUUUUCUUAACUGUACUGUAUCAGUCUUAAGGUUUGCAAUGUACAUUAUACUGCACGUUGGCACAGUAUAAAAUGUGCAUGACAUGAAUAGAAUCGUUCCUAAUGUUAUGUCAAAUCAUCCUGUUAUUUAUCUUCAAGUAUUCAAUCGUUGAUUUUUAUCACAGUAAGUGAUUAUUGUGGCCAUUUUCCCUUAUGUACUUUACAUUUUCACAAUCUCUGUAUUGUUUAGCUUUAUUAUAACCAUGUUACCCUUGAUCUCUUUUUAUCCAUGACUUUAUUUAUGAUUCUCAUUUUACUGUGUGCUCUUAGAAUUAUCAGUGCAUAAAUUGUUUCAUAAUUGGUCCGUAAUACAUAUAAUCCUCUGGUGCUAUUUGUGCAAUUUUUUUCUGGGAGUUUUCCAUGUAUUAUUUGAGAGUUCAUAAGCUCUUAAUGUAGAUCACAGUACUCUCAGGGAUAAAAUAUGUAUCUUUGUUUUUCUUCCAGUUUGUUUAAAAUGAUAUAUUAUGAUCAGCCAGGACAGAUGUAAAGUUCUAACAAUAUCAUUCCGCACACUGCAACAUGUUAUUGUUUUGUGAUGGGUGUUACAGUAGUGAGUCGAUGCGAACAACUGAUCUCAAAUGUGAAUGAAUAUCACUCGUUGGGUCUCAUUUAGCUGCCUGUUCUCUGUUUUUCUGCUCAUGAUCCAUUGCACAGAGACUCCAUUAUCAAUAAAUGUGUGUUUGUGAAAGUC
This is a messenger RNA of Danio rerio (zebrafish), 6438 nucleotides long. The record is from RefSeq and is a predicted model, not a curated record. Lineage: Eukaryota; Metazoa; Chordata; Actinopteri; Cypriniformes; Danionidae.